GACAGCUGGACGGGGUCCUGUGAUUCAGGGCAGAGCUGCGCAGGCUGGUGUUUGUCAUGUCUGAGCUGGAAUGGCUGGACUGACCUGACACUUCAAAGAGGAAAUCUGACAUCCGUGCUGCCUGCAGUAAUCUGUCAACGUCAAGCCUUUUUUUUUUUUUUGUGGAUUGCUUUUUGCAUCAGUAUUAAAAAAACAAACCAUGUACUGCCUUCAGUGGCUGCUGCCAGUCCUCCUGAUCCCCAAGCCCCUGAACCCGGCCUUGUGGUUUAACCACUCCAUGUUCAUGGGGUUCUACCUGCUCAGCUUCCUUUUGGAGAGGAAGCCCUGUACCAUUUGUGCCUUGGUGUUUCUGGCAGCCUUGUUUCUCAUCUGUUACAGCUGUUGGGGGAACUGCUUUCUUUAUCACUGCAGCGAUUCACCUCUCCCAGACUCCGCGCACGAUCCCAGCAUUGUGGGCACCUAGACCAGCUUCAUCCAGGGCACUGCAAUACCAGCUCCUCUCUUCACUUAUUUCUACAUCGAAAACAUAACGGGACAAUCUGAGUUCGCGAGGCUGUGCAGGGAUUCUGUCAGCCCCUCCAGGAGCUGCCACGAUGCUGAGGAAGCCACGCCGGCUGAAGAAGGCUGAACGUUGUCUUCCUGUCUGUUUGAGAGGGGUGGAGAUGCUAGGAUCUGUGGAUUUCUAAUUGCAUGGGUUCUUUACUGCUUUCUGUGUUUGAUAUCUUUUUUUUGUUUGUUGUUGCUUUGAUGUAAUAAGAUAAUUAUAGGUGUCUGGUUAUUAAAUAUUUGAUUCUAGUUUAAAAAUAAUAAAUAUUACAUUUACAGAUCAUGCUAGAAUGAAUUUCACCCCCUUAGAGUACAGAAGAAUUGGUUUUCUUCACUGAUCUUACUUGAAGUAUUUUAUCAAUCAGCAUUUAUCAAAAAUUGCCAUCCUUUAAAUUGGUCCUGAUCCUUUUCUUUUUCUUCCACUGAGGCAAUGGUAUCCCAUAACCCUUAAUAACACACGUGUCACUAAAGCACUUCAGUCCCUGCUUGGGAUGCAUUAGACAGGACAGGAAAGGGGUACACGCGCUUUGAACUGGAACUGCAGUAGCAACGUAAAGGUUUACUGCGACUAGAAGAAGGGUUCUGUGGGCUGCUGAGAUAUGGGAACAGGGAUAUGCUGUAUUUGGCUGCUGUAAGAAUCUUUAACCCACAAGGCUGUGGUGACAUGGUAUUCUCUUAGUUUUCUUCAUAAGCAGGGCAGCUGAAAUAUUAGUGGCUGCUUGUGGCAUCAGAAAGUAUGGUGGCGGAAACAUUAGGGAAGAAAAAGAAACGGGCACCCCAGUGCAUUCCAGUGCAGAGACGUGUUCAGCCAGGGCCUUCGUUUAUCGGAAUUGACUUUUCUAUGAAGGUCAAGAAGUAAAGAAAGACUUGGUUGGAACAACGUUUUACAAGGCAGUGGAUUGGAAGAGUCAAGGUUGCCUUUCCCUGUACUAGUGAAACUCCAGAUUAGCCAGUUUGAAAAAGUGCAUUCAGUCAUUCUGCACGAGAGGUAGAAAGAUAUGCAGAGGGAGAGGGCCGAGGGCUGGCUCUCACCGAUUUAGUGUUGACUGACUAAGUUCGGUGAAAAGGUGAACAUGUUCAUUUUUGAAGAUUAUUUUUGUGAAAAAAAAGAACCAAAAGUCUAAAAUA
Messenger RNA from Polyodon spathula (Mississippi paddlefish), 1674 nucleotides. Its product is annotated as bladder cancer-associated protein. The record is from RefSeq and is a predicted model, not a curated record. The transcript is spliced from 2 exons. The coding region runs from base 200 to 463 and encodes 87 amino acids. Lineage: Eukaryota; Metazoa; Chordata; Actinopteri; Acipenseriformes; Polyodontidae.